Messenger RNA from Sparassis crispa, 4488 nucleotides. Its product is annotated as Dicer-like protein. Bases 1 to 4488 code for a protein of 1495 amino acids. Gene Ontology annotation, biological process: siRNA processing. Gene Ontology annotation, cellular component: RISC complex; cytoplasm; nucleus. The record is from RefSeq and is a predicted model, not a curated record. Gene Ontology annotation, molecular function: ATP binding; ribonuclease III activity; RNA binding. The transcript is spliced from 6 exons. NCBI's taxonomy places the organism in Eukaryota, Fungi, Basidiomycota, Agaricomycetes, Polyporales, Sparassidaceae.
AUGGCCGACAACGAAAACAUCGAGGAUGAGGCCACCGCCACUGUCCACACCCGUGGUUAUCAGCAAGAAAUGCUGGAGGAGUCCCUGCGCAACAACAUCGUGAUAGCGCUCGAUACUGGCGCAGGCAAGACGCACAUCGCCGUGUUGAGAAUGAAGCUCGAAGCGGAACGCGAGACUAGGAAGUUAUCCUGGUUCCUCGCUCCUACAGUCGCUUUGGUCGAACAGCAACGCGACGUCAUCGCCUCUGCCAUUCCGGUGUCUGUAGGCAUCAUUUCGGGCGAGGCGGAACCCGAUCAAUGGACGGACUAUGCGCUGUGGCGAAAUAUCCUCGACACCCAUCGCAUCAUGGUAACGACCCCGCAGCCUUUAUAUGAUGCGUUAACACAUGGUUACAUUGACCUCGGGAGAGAUAUUGGACUACUCGUGUUCGACGAGGCCCAUCAUGCUGUUCGCAAACAUCCAUAUAACAUGAUCAUGAAGCAGUUCUACUUCAAACUUCCACGACGCGGAAGUGAUGACGACUCUGUCAAUAGAGUACGGCCCCAGAUUUUGGGUCUAACAGCAAGUCCAAUCUAUGGCGGAAACGUGGACAAAGCAUUCUCUGAUCUCGAACAGAACUUGGACUGCGUUAUUAGAUCUUCUCGCCUCAAUCGCGACGAAUUGGCCAACCACGUUCACAGGCCUGUCUUCAACCACGUGCUAUAUUCGUCACCUACGUAUGGCUGGGGUGAUUUGCCUUCGCGCAAUGUUCAUGCCUUAAAGUCGGUCCUCAGCCGAAUGAACAUCGAGAACGACCCCUACGUGAAGAGUCUCCAUUCCCGACUCGAAAAGCUACAGCCAGGCCCUGAGCGCAACAGCGUGGACCAGAAGCUUUCCAAGACACUGAGCAAGGAAGACACAUUUACGCACAGAGGCCUCAGGGACUUCGAGAGAGCUGCCGAAGAGAUUUGCAUGGAAUUAGGAAUUUGGGCUGCGGAUUGGUAUGUCGCCAAAGUCGUCGAGGUGGCCAAGGUGGCUGCGAAUCCACACAAUAACUACAUGUCCGCAUGGCAAGAGAAGGAGAAGGCUUACCUCCUCAGUGCUCUGGUUCAGGUGCAGCUGGAGAUCGUCUCAUCGCAGCCAGAUGAUAUCCGUGCCGCCUGUUCGCCCAAGGUGCUCUCCCUGGUGCAAUGCCUGCUGGCGGAAGAGGCGAACUUCCAAUCUUUCGACGAGUCGUACAGCGGCCUUAUUUUCGUCACGCGCCGCGAUUCGGUCCUUGCCUUGGCUGAGAUACUGUCUCGACUCCCCGAGAUCUCGGAGAAGUUCCAGAUAGGUUGCCUCCUGGGUAGUUCAACGAGCUCCAGACGUCACGCGUUUCUCGACAUCACCCGACAUAUGCUCAAGAACUCGCAAUCGGAGACGCUACGCGACUUCAAGAUUGGGGAUAAGAACCUAAUCGUGUCAACUUCCGUCGCAGAGGAGGGGAUCGACAUUCAGGCCUGCGGCAGCGUGAUACGCUUCGAUCCACCGCCUAAUGUUGUAGCAUGGGCACAGAGCAGGGGCAGAGCCCGACGACGACGAAGCAGCUUCAUCAUGAUGUUCGAGAAUGAUGGCGGGCACCGACCCCUCGUGCAGCAAUGGGAACAAACAGAAUUGCGCAUGCAGGCGUUGUAUCUCGAAGAACGCGCAGCUCUGCAAGCACAACCCAAUGACGACGACGACGACGAUGAAACAGACGAUGUCGCGUACUGGGUCGAGUCCACAGGUGCUAUUCUCACUCUACAUUCGGCUACUAGUCAUUUGAACCACUUCUGUGCUGUCCUCCCCAAUGCUGGCUACGGUGGUCACGAUGCUGUAUUUGAUCUCGAUCCUCCUGACUUCCCGGAAGGAUGGCAUCUCAAUCAGACUCAGCUGCCCCCCUACGAAGGACCGUGGGGUGCAACGGUUACUCUACCGCGGUCUGUUCCCGCGAGUCUCCGCACGUUCUCCUCCGUGCGCGUCUAUCGGAGCAAACGAUCCGCCCUGAGGCAUGUGGCGUUCAACGCAUAUGUGGAGCUCCACAAAGCUGGCCUUCUCAAUGACAAUCUUCUGCCUCUCACAAGCGCGAUAGAAGAAGACAAAGGCGAAGAAGUCAAGAAACUCCUAGAGGAAGUAGAGAAACGAGCAAGCACCGAGAAGGUCGCCAUACAGAUGGAUCCAUGGCUAUCUCCGGCAAAGGACGAUGAUGCAUGGUUUUGCAGCAGGCUGACCAUCGACGGCUUGCCCGAGCUUUAUAUGCUCACCCACAAGCCGAUGCCCUUCCUUCAUGAUCACGAGUUCCCAUUCCUCUUUGUACCAGGCAAGGAGCCUCUGCGCAUAUCCGUUAAGUACCAGAAAGGAUUCCCCAUAAAUGCCGCCUUUGUCGAGCGCGCUCGCCGAUAUACUCGCCAGAUCUUUGCUAUAUUGUGCAGCCAACGCAUGGACCCAGAAGAUACCUCCUUCACAUACCUCUUUCUUCCAAUCGUGUUGUCGGAGCAGGAAAAAUGCUGGAACGAGCGGCGGAAGUGGAUGCAGGAUCGCAUGUCCGCUGUGUCAGAACUAUGUAUUUUCGAAUCUGCUGAACGCGCAAAUGCUGACACCCUAGGCAAGCGGUUCUCUAGGCCGAAUGACCUCACUUUGAUACGGUCUGGCGAGAAGUUCAACAAGCUCUUGCGUUUCAUCGAGUGGACCUAUAAUGAUCUCACGGAAGAACAGGAAGCAGAAUUGCUCAAGCGCUACGAAGGCUUCCUAGAUGUGGAUCCUACCUAUACACCAUUGAUUAUGGCUCAGCCAUUCCCCCGACGCGUGAACUUCCUCCUGCCGCUCUUUUCAGAGACGGAGGGUCUUGGGCAAGAUCGGCCUGUCCUCCUGCAUCCAAAGCAUGUUACAGUAGAGCUGGUCUCCGGCCCAGAUGUUCAGUAUGCAAUGCUGCUGCCGUCUGUACUUCGCUGGUUGAGCAACGCGCUGACUGUUCUUUCCAUGCGAUCGGAACUGUUAUUUGGGUCUGCCGUAGCCCGUGUCCCUCUGGAUCUUCUCGUUGAAGCCACUACAGCACCUGUCUCUCAGGAAGCGACGAACUAUCAGCGUCUAGAGACGUUAGGCGACACCGUCUUGAAGUUCAUUGCAAGUAUGCAGGUUUUUGCGGACCAUCCUCUUUGGCAUCAAGGUUAUCUCUCAAGACGCAAAGAUCACGUCAUCUCCAACCAGAGUCUGGCGCAGGCGGCUAUUUCAAAGGGCUUGUACAAGUGGAUCAUCCGAGACCGGUUUGCGCCUAAGACGUGGAAACCGCGGUACUCCAAUGACUCUUAUGUUCCUCGUACUCCAACUAGCCCAUCAAUGCCGAAGGAUUCCAACAAGAAGGAGCGCACACAGGAACUUUCAACUAAACUGUUGGCAGACGUAGUUGAGUCCCUCAUCGGUGCAUCUUAUAAAUCUGGCGGUUUCGACGCCGCUAUCGACUGUGCCAGGCUGUUUGACCUGGAUCUAAACUGGAAGACCAUCCCUGUCCGCAUCCAGGACAUCCUGGCUCAGACGGAGGAACAUAUUGACCCUCCAUCACAGCUUGGCAUCGUCGAGCGGAUGCUGAACUACCAAUUCACCCGCAAGACGUUCCUCAUCCAAGCACUGACGCAUGGGAGCUACCAUGGCGAGCUCGCGUCGAUGUCCUACGAGCGCCUGGAGUUCCUGGGCGACGCCGCGCUUGACAUGGUCGUGACGAACUACAUCUACGACGCGCCGGGCAAGAAUUACAGCCCGGGGCACAUGCAUCUACGCAAGGAGGCGGUCGUGAACGCCCACUUCCUCGCGUUCAUCUGCAUGAACACCUCACUAGAGUUCGAGGGCGCGAUGCCGACGUGGACGCACGAGGGCGACGUCGCCCUCGAGGCCGAUCGGCAGCAGAUCUAUCUGUACCGCUUCCUCAUGCAUUCGAGCCACCGCGUGCUCGAGGAUCAGAGCGUCACCUUUGCACGCUUCGAGAAGAGCGGGCCCGUCAUCGCGCAUGCGCUGAAGCACGACAGCAUAUACCCGUGGGCGGCACUGACGAGCCUGCAGGCGCCCAAGUUCCUGAGCGACAUGAUAGAGAGUCUGCUCGGUGCUGUGUAUCUUGACUCCGAGGGCAGUCUGGAGGCGGUCACGAAGGUGAUGCGGACGCUCGGGAUCAUGGAUGCCCUUGAGCGUAUCGUGGAGGGCAACGUCGACGUCCUGCAUCCUGUGUCGCGCCUGCAGGAGUGGGCGGACAGGCAGGAUCCGCAGCAGGAGGUGGAGUACGAGAUGACGAAGACGAAGUUGGAAAUUACGUGCACGAUCAAGGUAGGCGGGGAGGUGGUGGCGUCAGUCACGGAGCUGUGGCGCAGCAGAGUGUCGCAACAGCAGGUCAAGUUCGCCGCCGCCGAGCUGGCGAUUAAGAAUCUGCAUGUGCGCGAUGAGAUUACUGUCGAUGUAGACUACGACGAUGACUGGGACGAUCUACCUGAGGAAAUGCCAUGGUGA